Messenger RNA from Chara braunii, 2339 nucleotides. Lineage: Eukaryota; Viridiplantae; Streptophyta; Charophyceae; Charales; Characeae. The record is from the annotation of a GenBank genome assembly.
GAGUAUAUUGUCCCCUACCUACUCCCGCAGUUUGAAGAAGAGAGCAAAAAAUACAAUAGAAUGGCAGGAGAUCCUGUCAUUGGCAUAGAUCUCGGCACCUCCUACUGCUGCGUUGCCGUCUUUUUCAACCAGGACAAGAUCGAGAUUGUUCAAAAUGAACUGGGGGCCAGAAUUACCCCCUCCUACGUGGCAUUCUCUGGAAAGGACGGCUGUCUGGUGGGGGAGGCUGCGAAGCGACACGGCAUGAAGUAUCCGAAGCAGUGCGUCUUCGAGGUGAAGAGGCUGAUGGGCCGAUCAUUUCACGACGCAACCGUGCAGCGGGACGCACAGACAUGGCCUUUCAAAUUGUCAUCCGGUCCGCUUGGCCAAGUUCUUGUCCAUGUUGGUGAGACUGAAGUCUUACCUGAAGAAAUUUCCGCCUGUUUGUUGAGGAAGAUGAAGUCCAUCGCCGAGGACUACACCGAUUGCCAUCCCAUUAGGGAUGCGGUCAUCAGUGUUCCUGCGUACUUCAAUUACCGCCAGAGGAAGGCCACUAUGGCUGCCGCGAUUGAUGCAAAAUUAAACGUGCUGCGGCUGAUGAGCGAGCCUACGGCCGCUGCACUGGCGUAUGCUCAUCAGCGGUUAAGAGGGAGUGGGAGCAUGGAGAAGAAGGUCAUGGUGUUCGACAUGGGUGGGGGAACCUUUGAUGUGUCUAUAGUGACCAUGAAGGCAGGACAGCAUGGGGAGUGGAGCUUCGUAGUAAACGCAGUGGCCGGGGAUUCUCAUCUCGGAGGCUCUGACAUAGACAAGCGGCUGAUUCAGCAUGCAGAGGAGCAGUUCAGGGGUCAGCAUCAGGCCAAAAGCAUGUCCAAGUAUGCCGCGAAGCUGUUCAAGCGGCAGCAGGGUCACAGGAAAGAUUUCUUGCUGGGCGAUCCUAGGAUUCUCCGAAAGCUUAAUCAGGCCGCCGUGGAGGCCAAGCAUGAUCUCUCCGUCAAAACCGACGCGGAGAUCCUCUUGGAUUGCCGUGAAAAUAUCUUCAACUUGAGAUUGGACCGAGUCGAGUUCGAGAGACUCAACCAACGGCUGUUUCGCAGGUGCAUGACGAUCGUCAGACAAGCUCUUUGUGAUGCCAAGAUGAGCAAGAGUGAUAUCUCCGACGUGCUUCUGGCGGGUGGAUCCACAAGGAUCCCAAAAUUGCAAGAGAUGCUGACGGCAUUCUUCGGCAAGCCGCCCAUCAAGUCUGUAAGCCCCGACGAGGCUGUGGCAUUUGGAGCUGCAGUAAUGGCGGGACAGCUGGCCAGAAGGGACAAGUGCAAAGAGGCACCCACCAUAUCCGUACGCGAUGUCACAUCUGUGAGUAUAGGAGUCUGCGGUAGGUUUGGCAUUAUGAAGGUCGUUGUGCCAAGAAACUCUCCCCUUCCUGCCGAUGGAGAAGUAGGGUGUGUUUUAUAUGAUAACCAGGAGUCAAUGGAGUUCCCGUUGUAUGAAGGCGAGCGUGCGCUCUGCGUAAAUAACUUGUUGCUGGGGGAACUCUCUCUGGACGGUUUCACCCGCGGUCCAGCCACCGCAGAUAGGUCCAUGCGAGUCGUGAUCAAAAUAGAUGCUAAUGGGAUUCUCCAUGCGAUGGCAGAGGCGAUUGCUAAUCAUAAGGACAUUGGGAGAAAGGUGGAAACCACCGUUACACUCGGUAAGGAUGCUGUACGCAGUGUGCAGCCUUCGGAUGCCGUGGAGGAAACUGAUUGGUACACGCCGGAAGCAAAAGCGGAGGACGCCAGGAUCUGGGCGGCAGACAGAUCGAUGCAUAGGUUGCGGGACCCGAUCCUAGCGUUGCGAGAGCAGCUUCGGCGGUGUAACAAGUGCCACGCUUGUCUAGAGAAGCAUGUGACCGAGGCAGCGGCGUGGUGGAUGGGGCUGAAGGAACUCCCGUCAAAGGAGGAGUGCGAUAAGAAAUAUGAAGAGCUGGAAGUGCUGGCUAAGGUUCAUAACCUGGCCCUGAUCUAGUGAACAAUUCAGUGAGAGUCAUAAAUGAUUGCAACAGCUGAAUGUGACAUUAUUUCCGUGUGUAAUUCCGGGCAGGCCUUGCUGGUAUCGCUUCCAGAACCCCAUUCGUUCAUUAUAGGAUGUAAUCUCUUCUUUCUGUUCUGUAUUUUGGGCAAGUUCACUGUAGAUACAAUCGUCAUGACGGGGCGUUGAGUUUGGGUGAAGAGCCUCAAGAGGGUGGUAUUGGAUAGCACCACAAUCAUCAUCCAGAACUGGAAUUGAACUUUGGAAGUCGUUGUCGAGCGCAUCGGGCCCCGCCCUCGCUCGCGCGGGGGCCGAUGCGCUCCCGGCCGCGCGGGGGCCGAUGCGCUCGACAUCGU